AUGGGGCCAUCUCGCGUCCGACCCCUACCUGCGAUUCACCGCCUCCUCGGUACGCCGCACGCCCCUGGUGGGCGGGGAGCGACGCAGUGCAUGACAGGGCGGGUGCUGGGCAUGCCGCAGGGCGCUCGCUGCUCCGCACAGCCCCCCUCCACGCGCGCUUGUCCCAGCGUCCCCCUCUCGUUCCCCCCCGCCCCUUCCAUGUGUUCCCCCCGCGCUUCCCAUGUGUUCCCCCCGCGCUUCCCAUGUGUUCCCCCCGCGCUUCCCAUGUGUUCCCCCCGCGCUUCCCAUGUGUUCCCCCCGCGCUUCCCAUGUGUUCCCCCCGCGCUUCCCAUGUGUUCCCCCCGCGCGCACGUGCCCCCGCAGGUGCCGCGGGAGCGCAAGAUCGCCAACGUGCAGAGCCUCGGCUUCGGCGCGCUCUUCGCGCCCACCCCUCCGCUCCCCGCCUCCGCCGCUUCCCCGCUCCUCUCACCCUCCGCUUCCACCCUCCCCUCCCCCACCUCCGCCGCUCCCGCUUCCUCCCAACCGCCCCCUGUGGUGCGCCAUGCGCCGCUGCGCUGCGCCUUCUGCGGGGCGUGCGUGUGCCUCUACUCCGCCAUCGCGCCCGCCACGGGCGACUGGCGCUGCGCGCUGUGCGGGCGCCCCAACAUGAGCGGCGGGCACUACCUGCUGGCGGAGGGGGAGACGCUCGAGGGGUGGCCGGAGCUGGGCGCGCGCGUGGUGGACUACGUUGAGGCGGGCGGGGGGGCGCGCGGGGCGGGGGAGGGGGGAGUGGGGGGGGGCGCGUCGGAGGCGGUGCUGGGGGCGCCGGUAGUGGUGGUGGUGGACGAGGGGCUGGACGCCGCGUGCAUGGGGGGAGUCAGAGCCGCGCUCACGGCGAUGCUGCAGCACCUGCCGUCCGCCACGCGCAUCGCCAUCAUCACCUUUGGCGCGGCCCUCUCGCUCUUCGACCUCUCGCCCUCCGCCUCGCCGCUGCUCGCCUCCGCCGACUGCUUCCCCGCCACACACGCGCUGCCCGCCGCCACGCUGGCCGCGCUGCUGCUGGGCCGCGCGCAGCACCUGGCGCCCAUCGCGGCCUGCCUGCCCUCCGCGCAGGCCGUCAUCGCCUCGCUGCGCCCCUGCCGCGCCGCCACGCCCCCCCUCGCCCGCGCGCGCGCCCUGGGUCCCGCCGUGGACCUCGCGCUCGCGCUGCUGCGCGGCCCCGCGCCCGCCCUGCCGCGUGCCUCGCAGCGGCGGUGGAGCGGGGCGGCGCGCGUGGUGGUGCUGUGCGGGGGGCCGGCCACGGUGGGCGCGGGGGCGGUGGCGGAGGGCAUAGAGGGCGUGGGGGAGGGCGAGGAGCGGCAGCGCGAGCAGGCGGCGAGGCGGCACUACGAGGCGCUGGGCAGGGAGGCGCGGCGCAUGGGCGCCGUGGUGGACGUGUUCUCGGGGGGCCCACUACUGGUGCGCGUGCCCGCACUGCUGCCCCUGGCGGCGCUGUCAGGGGGCGCGCUGGUGCCGCUGGACGAGUUCAGCCCCGCCGCGUUCCCCCCGCUGCUGCUGCGCGCCCUCUCGCGCAUCGUGGGCGCGGAGGGGUCGCUGGAGGUGCGCUGCUCGCCCGAGGUGGCUGUGACGCGCGUGAUCGGCCCCGCAGAGGCGGAGGAGGGCGGCGGGCGCAGGGGGGCGGGCGGGGAGGAGGGGUUCCCGGAGGACAGUGCGACGGCGGUGGCGCUGCUGAGUGUGGACGAGGAGGCAGCGGUGGCGGUGAGCAUGGAGCUGACAGACGACCUCACCCGCCACCACGUGUUCUUCCAGUUCCUCUGCCGCUUCCGCCUCCUCAACCAUGACCCCGCACUGCACUGCUCUGCUCCUUCCUCUCUAUCUGCCACGCGCCCACCCAGCCACUCAACGCCCACAUGCAUUCGCGCUCAUGCACAUACGCACGCACACACCCCCAUCACCCCGCAACCCCCCCUCCCCUUCCAUGCAGUGGUGACGCGGGUGGUGACGGUGCGUCUACCAGUGGCGGCAUCGCUACCGGCGUACCUCUCAUCGGUGCACGAGCCCACAGCAGCGCUGCUCAUCGCCAAGCGUACCGUGCUGGCGGCGCCCACGGCUCGCGAGGCGGGGGAGAUGCGCGCGUGGGUGGACGCCCGUGCACGUGACUUGGCGCUCAAGCUGGGCGGCGUGGCACAGCACAACCGCUCCCUGCUGCAGUUCCCCCACCAGCUGCCGCGGGUAGCGGAGGCGCUGUACGAGGUGAGGCGCAGCCCGGUGUUGGGGCGCCACGUGGCGGGCGAGUGGGAGCGCCAGGCCCUGCGCGCACUGCUGCUGCGCGCAGGGGGGGAGGCGGCGCUGCGCAUGGUGCUGCCCUCGCUGCUCAUGUUCCGCGCCGGCCACGCCACCCAGUUCGUUGAAGUACCGCCCUCUGACCUGGCGCUGACGUCAGAUGCCGCCCUGGUGCUGGACCACGGCACCGACAUGCUCAUCUGGCUCGGAGCGCACCUGGCGCCGGACGAGCCCACGAGGCGCGGAGUGGAGGCGGCGUGUCGCCAGCUGGCAGCGCAGCUCAUGGGCGGGCCGGGCGGCAGAGGCAGGUUCCCGGCACCACGCGUACUCUGCUUCACUCCCGCAUCCUCGACCUGCACUCCCCGCUCACCCCGCCCUGUGCCCGCCCUCCCCAUGACGGCAUGGCAGGAGGGCACGGCGGAAGCGGCCUUCAUGACGGCGCGCCUCACGCCCACACACAAGGACCCCCUCGCUGUUCAGUGCUGUUGCCUCUGCUCUGCUCCUGUCCACCUCCUCACUGCGUCUCACGAUCCCCACCACUCCACCCCCACUGCUACCUGCGUUCCUCCCCUCCCUGCCCGCCAGGAGCUGCUCUUCCCACCGCUGAGGGAGAUGCAGGAGGAGGAGCGGGCAGCCGUGCGGGCCAAGCUGCUGCCCACCCCCGAGCCCGGCUUCACCGACUGGCUGCGCUCGCUGCGCCUCGCGCCCCCCCAACCCCCCCUCGCUGCACCCUCCUGA
Closterium sp. Naga37s-1 is the source of this 3000-nucleotide messenger RNA. Lineage: Eukaryota; Viridiplantae; Streptophyta; Zygnematophyceae; Desmidiales; Closteriaceae. The record is from the annotation of a GenBank genome assembly.